Phasianus colchicus (ring-necked pheasant) is the source of this 6339-nucleotide messenger RNA. RefSeq names its product carbohydrate sulfotransferase 15 (gene CHST15). The record is from RefSeq and is a predicted model, not a curated record. Gene Ontology annotation, biological process: hexose biosynthetic process. Gene Ontology annotation, molecular function: N-acetylgalactosamine 4-sulfate 6-O-sulfotransferase activity. NCBI's taxonomy places the organism in Eukaryota, Metazoa, Chordata, Aves, Galliformes, Phasianidae.
CUCCUCCCCCGCGGAGCAGAGCACGCCUCCUAACGGGCUGCGCAGCGCGGCCGAGGAGUGGCGCGGGGCUGCUCCCUCCCUCCCUCUUUUUCUUCCUCCUCCUCCCCCUCCCGCAGGGCAGAAGGCGGCGGGUGCAGCGUGGAUGGGCGGACGGAGCGAGCUGCGGGCGCGCCUCCCGGCUGCAGGGAGAAGGAGGAGGUUACGCAGCACAGAUCCUUGAGAGCAUCUCUGGGACGAUGAAGCUUCCAGGAGCAGCAGCAGCCUGGUUUGGAAUCUGAGUGCUUUAAGAAUAUCUGGGAAUUUCUACCCACAUUUGCCUAUUCCAAAUCAGAGGACAAUGAAUUCAUUUUAUUUUUUGCAUAUUUUCACACUACAUAACAGUUUUUCUUCUUUCCCGUUUUGUUCAAUGGGAAAAACUUGAGCCAAUGGUGCAGCUGAUUCUCACUUUGCCACGUUCCUCCUCCUGAGCCAAAUUCCUGGAAACCACGUCCACAGUACGUCUAUUUUUGUAGCUGGUGUUCUUUUUUCUGCAUAUGCCACACGUCUCUUUUGGAGUGCUAACUAUUCUGGGUUGAACCUGCCCUUUUAUGUUGAAGAGAAUUCAUAAAAUCACUCAAGGAAUUAAAUAAUUUCAGUAUUGCAGAAGAUGACUCAUGCUUCAGAAAUGUUUUUGUGGCUGUCCUUGGCUUGUUAAUGCGGGAGUUUAACAGUAUUAAUAUGAGGCAUUGCAUUAAUUGUUGCAUACACUUAUUACCAAAUGACUUGAACAGACAGUGUUUCAGAUGUCGUGGCCAUAGCCACAAUAACCAGAAGUGUCCUGUUUGCAAAGGAGAAAAUAGAAUCCCUUUGUACGCUGAUAGCAAGCAGAUGAAGUUGCUUGCAGUUUUGGAAGUAAGGACUGAUCACAGUGAAAGCUGGAAUGGGUUUUUCUGCUUGAAGAAGGGGAAGCUAUGCAGCUUAAUAUUUGGGUUGGUUAUAAUGACUCUAGUGAUGGCAUCCUAUGUACUGACUGGAGCCAAGCACGGCCUGUUGUUAAUACCAUCUCCCUUCCAUUACGGAGCUUUUACAAGCAAUCCAAGCUUAAUGGACAAUGAAAGCCUUAGUGACAUGAAAGACCAUUACCAGCCUUCUAAAAUUAAUAUUUCAUACGUAAAGGAUUAUCCAAGCAUUAAAUUAAUUAUUGACACUAUUACUUCAAAGAUAGAGUUUAUAACGAGACAGCGCCCUGGUUUAGAAGAGCUGAGGAAACAAGAGCCACAUAUGUUUUCAGUAAUUCCUAAUAAAUUCCUUCCAAAUAGCAAGAAUCCUUGUUGGUAUGAAGAGUACAGAGGAAACACAACCACAGACCCUUAUACAACAAACUCCUAUGCACUCUAUUCAAAGCGUUUUCGAACCAUAUUCGAUUACCUCAGGAAGGUGUUUUGGAACCACUUGUACCAUUACAAGGACAAACACUACCGGCUACGCUGUCUCCCCCAUUUCUACAUCAUUGGGCAGCCCAAGUGUGGGACGACGGAUCUGUACGAUAGACUUCGGCUGCACCCCGACGUUCGGUUCUCAGCCAUCAAGGAGCCUCACUGGUGGACGAGGAAGCGCUUUGGAAUCAUUCGUCUCAGGGAUGGAUUUCACGAUCGCUACCCAGUGGAAGAUUACCUUGAUCUGUUUGACUUAGCAGCUCAUCAAAUUCAGGGUGCGCUGCAGAGCGAGGCUGGAAAAGAGCACAGCGAGAUGAAUAACAUCAUAAUUGGUGAAGCCAGUGCCUCCACCAUGUGGGACAACAACGCGUGGAUUUUCUUUUAUGACAACAGCAGCGAAGGAGAACCUCCCUUCUUAAUCCAGGAUUUUAUCCAUGCCUUCCAGCCAAAUGCCAAACUUAUCAUCAUGCUGAGAGAUCCUGUUGAAAGAUUGUACUCCGAUUAUCUGUACUUUGCAAGUGCUAAUAAAUCUGUGGAAGAUUUUCAUGAAAAAGUGGCAGAGUCGCUGCAGCUGUUUGAGAAUUGCAUGCUGGAUUACUCCCUGAGAGCCUGUGUCUACAACAACACCCUUAACAAUGCCAUGCCUGUAAGGUUGCAGGUUGGGCUUUAUGUUGUGUAUCUUUUGGACUGGCUGACUGUUUUUGACAAAGAUCAGAUACUCGUUCUUCGCUUAGAGGACCAUGCAUCAAAUGUGAAAUACACCAUGCACAAGGUGUUCCAGUUCCUGGAUCUGGGACCUCUAAGUGAGAAACAAGAAGCUCUGAUUACAAAAAGUCCUGCGUCAAACACCAGACGACCUGAAGACAGAAGCCUGGGACCCAUGCUACCAACAACAAAGGCAAUUUUAAGAGAUUUCUACAGGCCUUUUAAUACAAAACUGGCACAAGUUCUUUUUGAUGAUGCUUUUUUAUGGAAGAGGACGUAAUCUGUAAAUUUAGUGCCACAAAUACAGUGCUUAAAGGAGUUUUUAUUUUUUUAAAUUCUAUUUUUGUGCGUGGAUAUUUACAUGUUUUUUCCCAUUCCAAAGAGAUGCCGAUUGAGGAGAUGAGACUCCUCUUCAGUCAGCACGCUUCGUGACAGCUGUAUCACAUUUUCCUUGUGAGAAUGUAAAGCAUCUUGCUUAUCAUUUUCUUGCAACUUCUUUUACCCCAGCAGAAGAAUGGAGUGGAAAUGCAUUAGUACAGAGGUGAUGUCUUACACUCUUGGCUGGGAUGCUGAAGUGUAACCUUACCUAAGAUGCUGCAGCACGGAGUCAGCAUCAUUUUCUUACAAUUACACUUAUAAUCUCAUUUUCAAUAUAUGUAAUUCAUUCAUUUUUUUUCAAACUAUCAAUGUCAUAUAGUCAUUAAAUUUUUUUAAUUGAAUUCAGGCAAGAUUUUGUUUCUUCUUGUUCACAAAUGGUCUUCACUCACACCAGGAUUUCUGUAUCUCCUUAAUUCUGAAAGUAACCUUAAUAGAUAAUCACACUUGCAUACAUUUCCAAGGCUGAUUUAUAUCUUUAGUAAAUGGGCUUUCCUAACCACGGUUCUUGUGGCUGUCUUAAAAGAAAUUUUCUAUUCACAUAAGAAUGAGUGAUUGAAAUGUAAAUAAUUGGCCAUCUUCAAAGUUUACAGUAACAAAUCCAUUUGACUUCUGUUCUUUGUUUAUACAAAUAUAUAUCACCUAUUAAUAUCACACAUUUUCCCAAGAAACAGCUGUUGGGCUUGAUUUUUAAGUCCAGUGCUGGCCACGGUGAGCAUUUAUGAGUUUUCUUUUGGUUCCUACACAAGUGUUCUGAGCAGGAAGCUCAGCACCAUCUGUCCUCAUGGGAAAGUUAUGUUAGCUGCUCAAUCAGUUGCAUGUUGUAUCUUUGUUUCUCCAGAAAAGGUGUGUAUAAACAGUUAAAAAGGGGCUGGAAUUAAGACUUGAUGGAAAGCUGUUUUAAAAACAAGAAACUUUGGAUUCAUUCUAAUGUUUGGAAUGGCUAAAGUAAGUAGUUUGGGUAAGUAGUUAUGGUUGACCAGAACUGGUUAGCUCUGCUUCAGAAGUGCUUACAGAUCAAGAGCUCUUAGAGAACUGAGAGUGGAUUACUUCAUGUUCUCUGGGUUAGAAUCAACACGGUAUGCUCAGGGAAACUGAACACUCAUAGCCAUGUAUUCCUGUUUAGUUGUCAGCUAGAUCCAUGAUCUGAUGGAUUUGAUGAUCUUCAAGGUCUUUUCCAACUGAGUGAUUCUAUGAUGCUGUGAUAUUACCUCACCAGCCCUAAAUGCUUGUGAGUUUUAUUAUUGUUUAUAGUGUGUAUGAUUUGUUCACAAAAUUAGUUAGUGCUAUGCUGAGGCAUGAUGGUGAAUUUCACCACUUGCCAGGGAGGUUCUGUCCCAUUGCCUGGGUGUGCAAUCUAAAUUAAAAUACACUGCAUGGCCAAAAUUUCUGCUCUGGGUUGGAUCAGUCCCAGCACUCUUCACAGGUUCCCAAUAUGAAGGUGGAUGGUGAUGGCCACGUGUUCCCAAGUGUGGGUAAGUUCAGCAGAGAGCUGUGUUCUACAUGUCACUGUUGUGUGUAGCUCCAUAACGUGAGGAGGAGGAGCCAUAACUAUCAGUAACACGGCAGGAGCCUGUAGUCUUUCCAAAAGUGAAGUUUCCAAUGUGUUUGCUUUUGCAUCACCUCUUCCCUUUCAUGAGCUCCAUAAAAUCAAAUAACAUUUGAUUUUCUUGUGUAAUGGUGGGUGUUGGGCCACUCCCCUGCAGCAAGAGCACCGCUGACCUUCAGUGGCUUCUCUCUGGACUCCAGCAGGCCCAUCCCAAGAUCUUCCACUUCCCUUUAUCCUUUCUCUUGACAGCUAGAGAUGCAAAAAGAAUACAGUAUCAUCGUUAUUAUUCAGUGCAGCACUAAGUUGGCCUACCUCCCCAAAGCAGUAAUUUGCCAGGAAACUGGACAUGCUAUCAAGACGUCGUGUUCUCAUGUAUGCCAAACUGUAGCAGUGGCUCUUUGCAAAGAGCUCAGAAAAUGCAUUCUUCUCUCUGUUUGCUCUUAUCUCUGCUGAACGAAAGUAAUCAGGUGAAGAUGCAGCUUUCCUGAAUCCAAAGGCACCAGGGAAGGGGUCAGUUCCAGAUGUUUUUUUUGCUGCUACUGCAGAAGAAUGUGAAAUGUGUUCUCUGUAAGACCUUGCUCUCUCAGGCCAAGCACACCGGCUGGAAGAUGCAGUGAGAACAAAGGCUCUCCUGCUAAGAAAAACAGGCUGUGAUUUACACAGAAAAACAAUACGUUGUUAUCUGUUGAGUCCAGCAGGCUUGUAGGCUUCAGCUAAAUAAGAUAAACAGCGAACUUACCAUAGUACUGAAUAUUCUGUUCUACCAAGAAAUGAAUCUGUCUUUUAGCCGGCGCUGUUUUAUGAAAGAUGGGGCACAACUGUUACGAAGUUAUUCCUGCUGGAUACCUCUCCCCAGCGGUGUCUGUUCUGAGCUGCCGUGUCCUUCGAACAGAAACCCUUGUGUUGCAGUGCCAUCGUGUGGUAAACAUGCACAAUACUGCGUCCAUUGGACGUGUAGUUUCCCCCCUUUCCCCCUAACGGUGGAAAAAGAAAAGGCGGAUAAAAGGGAAAAACACACAUCCUUUUAGGAUCCCCAGAUUUGCUGGAUCAUGUUAUUUUCGUAGUACUUCUGGGAUAAAUGUGUUAAUAAAUAGAAGUCCUGGUUUGCAGAGAUGCUGCUGCAGGGUUUGGUCCAUGCUUCUAUCUGUACUAACUCUCUGACAUGGUUUCAAUCACAGACGCCCUAUCAUCAGCAGCAGAGGUUUGAGAGGUUUUGGCAGUGUCCUGCUGGGUACUUUUCCCUUGAAGUCACAGCUCCUAUGGAAACUGACAGCUCUCUGUGCUGCCUCCCUCGGUAGAGGAGCACUAAAUGUGAUUGCCAGUGUGGCAGGGGUUUAAUGGAUUGCCAGGCUGAAAUGUACCUUUGGAAAUUAGAAGCCUGCUGUGUGCACACUAAGCCACAAUUAACAGAAAAUAAGGCUUUAAGGAGACAAAAAUAGUCAUCAGCAUUUUGCAUUUCACAGGGAGGAAAUGCUUCCUGUCCCUUCUCACAGCUGCUGAGCAUCCAUUUGCUUGGUGGAAAAGCAUAGGGUGGUGUGCUGUGUUAAUGUUUCUGGGUCUGGGUGGGGACAGAGGGACUUUGGGGACAGAAGGAGUCCAUGACCCCCUCUCCCCCUCCCGUUGGGCCAAUUAGAUCCAUCUGAUAUGGAUAAUCUGGAAUGAAGAUGCUGAAAAUAUAACAGUAGGGGCUUUAGAAGUGCUAUUUAGCCACCAGAGUAGCAGUUACUGGGCUAACAACUCAUGGCAUGGUGCUGGUGGCACUGCGUGUGGCAUCAUAACCAAGUAAUGCACAGGAAUGCUAUCCUUAAGCAAGGUCAUUCUCCGACUAAUUCACAGUUAUUUUCUUGGUAUGGCUGUAUCUCAGCAGAAAAUGAUCUCUUCUAGUUUAAUAAUGAAUGGGAAUGAGCAAAGAGAAGGAUUGUGCUUGCACACACAGCAUUGCAGUGGAAGGCCAAACCCAGCCUGAGAACAAGCUCCUAGAAUUGUACCUGUCCUCAUCAGCAAGCUGGGAAGUGUCCCCCUGUCCUCCUAUUUCUGGAUGGUGGGGACUACACAUCCCAGCUCCUCUCCUGGUGUGCUGAGAUCAAAGGUAAAGUGAUGAAAACUCCUGUCUGGUGGCACCUGGGGAGAGGACCAAAGGGCACAGCAGCUGCAGGAAGGUGUAGGGGAUGGAUGAGAAGAGAAUCCUGCGGUUGAGUCAAAUGAAAUCCUGGAGCAGUGAGAGCAAUCGAUCAGGUAAUAUUGCACUGAAGAAAAUAAAACCAAGUAAGGUAGGAAGAAAAAAAAAAAAAAAAA